CCAGCAGAGGGAGGUAAGAAGCAGAAACUGUUCACAGCAGCUUCAAUUCACAGCAGAACAGGUCGAUUUACGGCUGUUUGGAUCUGCCGUAAAGCGGAACGCGUGGAAACGGAGGAAGGUUAAAGUGACUCUGACAAACACGCAUCAUGCCGUUCGUGGACAUCCAGUCCCGGCUGGGUAUAAACGUGGACCGCUGGCUGCUGCUGCAGAGCGGAGAGCAGCCCAACAAGCGAGCGGCUCGCUGCCACGCCUUCGAGAAGGAGUGGAUCGAAUGUUCCCACGGCAUCGGACAGACCCGAGCCAAGAAGGAGUGCCAGCUGGAGUUUGAGGAUUUCUACGAGUGCAUGCACAGGCAGAAGACGCACGAGCGGCUUCAUGCCAUCCGUCAGCAGCGCGACAAGCUGGUGAAGGAGGGAAAAUACACGCCGCCGCCGUGUCACACCGGCAAGACCGACGAGUCCCCGUGAGGACACGGCUGCUCUGUUCCUGUGUGUAAUAUAAUAUAAUCAGUUAUCACUAUUCCUCACUGUUUCCUGUUUGCAAAUAAAUGUUUCCAUCCCCACUUUA
Molecule: messenger RNA, 567 nt
Organism: Acanthochromis polyacanthus (spiny chromis)
Lineage: Eukaryota; Metazoa; Chordata; Actinopteri; Pomacentridae
Gene: ndufs5
Product: NADH:ubiquinone oxidoreductase subunit S5
Exons: 3
Coding region: 147-467 (106 amino acids)
Biological process (GO): mitochondrial respiratory chain complex I assembly
Source: RefSeq, a predicted model, not a curated record